GUGAAGCCGAAGCCGUCCAAGGAGCUGAAACCCAUGAUCGGUGCAAUAGUCGUGGGGCUCAUCCUACUCAUCGCGGCGGUGGUGGCCUGGUGCUAUUACACGGCGUCACUGAGGAAGGCGGAGCGGCUCAAGACGGAGCUGAUGGACCUGCGGAAGGAUGGGUUCGUCAUCAAAAACCAGCAUGGAGAGGUGGUCUUCAGACUGGCCUUCCAGUCGGGCAGCCUCGACCUGGAGUCCUGCUCGAAAGAAGGGGAGAUUUUAACCUGCACCAGGUCGGACAAAGGGAAGCUGAAUUUCUUCAUUCAGACGGUCAAGCCCAAGGACACGGUGAUGUGCUACCGUGUCCGCUGGGAGGAGUUUGUGGCGGACACGGCGGUGGAGCACACCAUGUUCUGGGAGGACGCUCACUGGUACGGGGGCUGCGAAAUGAGCGUCCAGCACUGGCCAAUUAGGCUCCCCGGGUACCAGGAGCCCACGCCCUUUGUGACGAGCGACGUGUAUUCCUUCAGGGACAGCUUUGGAGGCAUCUUGGAGAGGUACUGGCUGUCCUCGAAAGCAGCGGCCAUCAAGAUCAACGACUCGGUGCCCUUCCACCUGGGGUUCAACGCCAGCGAGCGGUCGCUCUUCUUUCAGGCCAGGUAUAAGGAUUCUCCCUACAAACCUCCCUUGGGCCAGCAGCCUUUCCCGGAGCUGAGCUACCGCGUCUGCGUCGGCUCGGACGUGACUUCCAUUCACAAAUACAUGGUGCGGAGGUACUUUAACAAGCCUUCCAAGAUCCCGUCGGAAAUCGCCUUCCGCUAUCCCAUCUGGUCCACGUGGGCGCUCUACAAAAACGAUAUUGACCAGGAUAAGCUGUUGCGUUUUGCAGAAAAGAUUAAAAAGUACCGGUUUAAUUGCAGCCACAUUGAAAUCGACGACACCUACACACAGACUUACGGAGACUUCGACUUUGACCCAGUCAAAUUCCCUAAUGUGACUGAAAUGUUCAAGACGCUGAAAAAAGAGGGAUUUAAAGUUACCCUGUGGACGCAUCCCUUUAUAAACUACAAUUCCUCCAAUUUUGGCGUGGGAAUAGAGCGGCAGCUCUUCAUCAAGGAGCCGACGGGGAAACUGCCCGCCAUGGUGAAGUGGUGGAACGGCAUUGGGGCCAUCUUGGAUUUUACCAAUCCCGCGGCCAGGGAGUGGUUUCAGAGCCAGCUGAAACAGCUGCGGUCCAAGUACGGCAUCGCGUCCUUUAAGUUUGACGCCGGGGAGGUCAGCUACCUCCCGAAGCAGUUCAGCACCUUCCGGCCCUUGUUGGACCCCAACAUCUGGUCCAGACGGUACACGGAAAUGGCCGUUCCGUUCUAUGAGCUCGCCGAAGUGCGGGUUGGCUACCAGUCCCAAAACAUCUCGUGCUUCUUCCGCAUCAUCGACCGGGACUCUGUUUGGGGAUAUGAGCUUGGCCUCAAGUCUCUGAUCCCUACCGUGCUCACCAUUAGCAUGCUGGGAUACCCU
Messenger RNA from Pelodiscus sinensis (Chinese soft-shelled turtle), 1497 nucleotides. The record is from RefSeq and is a predicted model, not a curated record. NCBI's taxonomy places the organism in Eukaryota, Metazoa, Chordata, Testudines, Trionychidae.